AACAGAACUGCUGGAAGAGAAUUUGGCUGCAGCGAGAAAAAUGUACGUGAUUGGAGGUUGGAUGAAGAGGAGAUUUCGAAGAUGAAUCCAAGGAAACGAGCUCGUAGAGGUAGAAAUGCAAGAUGGCCGAAUUCGGAAGAAAAUCUAGCCAACUGGGUGCGUUCGCAACGAGACAGUAGCCAUGUCUUUCAACGAUAGCGAUCAAAUUGAAGGCUCGAAUUAUUGCUAUAGAAAUGAAGAUAACAGACUUUGUGGCAGAGUCAACUGGGUUUUCAAGUUCAUGAAACGGAAGAAUCUUGCAGUCCGGUCACGUACAACUGUUGGACAGAAGCUUCCUGACGAUUGGGAGAAUAAAUUGGAUGUUUUCCAUUAUACCUUUGUUCAGAAUGAAAUAAGUGAACUGAAGUUGGCCGAUGACGACAUCAUCAAUAUGGAUGAGAUUCCAAUGUCAUUCGAUGUUUCAGCUACUAGUUACUAGAUCAGUGGCAGAUAAAGGAGUGAAGGCAGUCGCCUAUUGAUACCGCCGGACAUGAACGAACCAACUUCACUGGUGUAUUGGCCUGCACUGCUACAGGCAGGAGGGAAACUCAAACCCAUGGUUAGCUUUAAAAGGAUAACCAUGCCAAGAGAAACGUUGCCAGAUGGAGUCGUUGUUGUCUGCAACAACAAGGGCUUGCUGAACACAGAAGUGAUGCAUAACUGGACUAACAAAUGCUUCAGUACAAGAAUAGGCAGAUUUUUAAAAAAUAAGAAAUCUCUUCUGAUUUUUUAUGCAAUGGUUACCCAUAAGGAGACGACUGUGCAAAAGCACGUCAACAAAGCCGGAGCCCACAUAGACGUUAUCCCCGAUGGCCUGACUUGCAAACGACAUCCCUUUGAUGUCACCGUCAAUCACCCGUUUAAGACUUUUGUUUGUGAGGAAUGGGAUCGUUGGAUGAGUAGCGGUAGACCCACAUUCACGCCAACUGGUCGACAACGUCGGGCACCGUAUACGUAG
Messenger RNA from Lymnaea stagnalis (great pond snail), 997 nucleotides. The record is from the annotation of a GenBank genome assembly. Lineage: Eukaryota; Metazoa; Mollusca; Gastropoda; Lymnaeidae.